Molecule: messenger RNA, 2327 nt
Organism: Gadus macrocephalus (Pacific cod)
Lineage: Eukaryota; Metazoa; Chordata; Actinopteri; Gadiformes; Gadidae
Gene: crx
Product: cone-rod homeobox
Exons: 3
Coding region: 355-1242 (295 amino acids)
Biological process (GO): multicellular organism development; regulation of transcription by RNA polymerase II
Cellular component (GO): nucleus
Molecular function (GO): RNA polymerase II cis-regulatory region sequence-specific DNA binding; DNA-binding transcription factor activity, RNA polymerase II-specific
Source: RefSeq, a predicted model, not a curated record
GUGUCUCUAAUUAGCAGAGUCUGGUGGUGAAGGAACACACUGGACCAAUCUCACCGGGCACGGAGGAAAACGUUGGCCUGUGGCUGUGGCACGAGAAAAGAAACUCAAGGAGAAAGAGAACAAACGCGUUUAAUGCUACCUCCUUAAUUUUUCAAAGUUACAAUUCUGUAACUCUUUUGUUACAUUUUGAAACAACGGGUCAGUAAAGUUUGAGGGUCAGAAACGCACGCCUCUCUAGCCUACCAGCGCGCUCGCUGUGCGCACUUUUACGCAGCAGGUGGAGAGCCCGGGCCCCCGUUACGCGCGGAACGGCUGACAGACGCUCAGAGAGAGGAGUUCAAAGCCUGCGUAGCCAUGAUGUCCUACAUAAAGCAACCUCAUUACACAAUGAACGGGUUAAAUAUGGCUGGACCUGGAAUGGAUCUACUGCAUACGACAGUGGCAUAUCCAUCCACCCCCAGGAAACAGCGUCGGGAGCGCACCACUUUCACUCGCACCCAGCUGGACAUCUUGGAGGCCCUGUUCUCCAAGACGCGCUACCCAGACAUCUUCAUGAGGGAGGAGGUUGCUCUGAAGAUCAACCUGCCCGAGUCACGUGUUCAGGUUUGGUUUAAGAACCGCCGGGCCAAGUGUCGCCAGCAGCAGCAGCAGAGCAGCGGCCAGUCCAAACCGCGGCCCCCCAAGAAGAAGGCCUCUCCCGCCCAGGACCCCGGCCCCGGCGAGGCCAUGGCCAACCCGGCGGGCAACUACAGCCCCUCCCCGCUGCCGACCGGCCCCACCCUGUCCUCCGUGUCCAGCGCAGGCGGGAACGCCGCCGUGUCCAUCUGGAGCCCGGCCAUCUCCCCCCUGCCCGACCCUCUGGCGUCGUCGGCGCCCUGCAUGCAGCGGCCCUCGCACUACCCCAUGAGCUACGGCCAGCCGUCCGCCUACGCCCAGGGCUACGCCGGCACCACCUCCUACUUCACCGGCCUGGACUGCAGCGCCUACCUCUCCCCCAUGCACUCGCAGAUGUCGGGCAACGGGGGCGCCCUGAGCCCCAUCACCGUGCCCUCCAUGGGAGGCUCGCUGAGCCAGUCCCCGGCCUCCCUGUCCUCCCAGGGCUACGGCACCGCCUCGUCCCUGGGCUUCACCUCCGUCGACUGCCUGGACUACAAGGACCAGCAGGCCUGGAAGCUGGGCUUCACCACCAUGGACUGCCUGGACCACAAAGACCAGAACUCCUGGAAGUUCCAGGUGCUCUGAGGAGGGGGGCCGGGGGGGGCGGUGGGCCACCGAAAGGGUUCCUUGGGACAGCAGUGAGAGAUCGAAUCAAAGCCAUUUUACCCCAAGGACUUGUGAUCUUUUGUUAUUUAUUUCGUUGUCUUUUUUCUUUGAAAGAGUAGGUGUUUUUUGUAAAUGGGAAUCCGUUGUCGAGGGUCGUGUGGAUGUGAGUGGAGGGGGCACGCUUUUGAUUUUAGGAUCACUUUAAAGUGAUGCUUUUAGGCCGAUACGGUGUUUGGCUGUCCUCCACAUCAAUCCCCCCCUCCUCACCCCCCAUAAGGCUCUAACAUAUGAACAAAUAAAGCCUUUUAUUCGAUAGAUAUAGGUAUAUAAUGUGAACAGAGGGGGCUCUUCAGGGACUUUAGGGGAAUGCCACUGAAGACAUACUGUUCUUCUCUCGUUACAAAGUAUUAAAAAAAUAUCUUUGGUAAGUGAUGCUUCUAGGCCAAUAUGGUGUUUGGCUUUCAAUUACAUCCCCCCCCCCCCCACCCCCCCGGCUCCACCAUAAGAACAAAUAAAGCCUUUUAUUUGACUACAUAAGGAAUAGAGGAAGAAUGUGUACAGAAAGGGCCCUUCAGGGUUGAUAGGGGAGAGACACUGAAGACAUCCUUUUCUUUUCACGUUACAAGUAUUAAACAGAUAUCUUUGGUUGUUUUUUUGUCUUUUGUUGAAUCGCCUCAGCGUUGUUUUAAUGAGGCAUUGUCAUAGAGUGAGAACACAAGGAGAGGAACUGGCUCCUUUUAGUCCGCUAAUCUUUUUGAGUUUAUUGAUUAUUAUUGUGUUGAUGCUACUAGAUUUACUUUAUUUGUUUUAUUUGGUCACAUUUUUAGAGAGGAUUUUAGAAGCCUGUGUGUUUUUAAGUAUCAAAGGAUUAGCCAGUAUGUCUGAUCAACAUAGUUGGUAACAAAAAAAUAAAACAUAUGUUCAAUGUGUGACAUAUUAAACCUUAAGUCUUGUAAAAACACUUUUGUUUACUACUUCUUAUUGGCAUCGAAAGUGCUUCGAAGUUGAAUUCAAAAGGUUUAACUCCUUGAAUCAUUUUAAUAAACUUUUCUGCUUCUUCUUGA